AUGUGGCUGGGUAAUGAAUUGACAGCAACAGAUUGGGGCUGGAAGCAACAUCAACAUGGAAUUAUGCCCAAAUUUAAAGAAAUGGAAUUAAUUCCGGAAAAAUUGCUGAAAACUAUUUGCUGCAGCUGUGAAACUGGAUGUAAUAGUUUAAAAUGUGGCUGCCGAAAACAUGGUUUAAAAUGCACAAAUUUAUGCUCAAAUUGUCAUGGUUCUGAACAAUGCGCCAAUGUGGAGAAAAAAAUCUACGAGGAAGUUAAUGAUUCAGAUGAAAUUGCGGAUGAAGAACCAAUGCAGACCGAAAAUAAUGUUGGAGACGAAGACGAUGAUGGUCUUGAAGAUGUCGAAGAUCUACCAGAAUCAGAAAGGCCUGUCGAAUCUAACGAUCAAGAAAUACCAUCAAAAAGACAGAUACUGAUAAAUAAGUGA
Messenger RNA from Parnassius apollo (apollo), 426 nucleotides. NCBI's taxonomy places the organism in Eukaryota, Metazoa, Arthropoda, Insecta, Lepidoptera, Papilionidae. The record is from the annotation of a GenBank genome assembly.